Messenger RNA from Equus quagga, 3637 nucleotides. RefSeq names its product proline rich membrane anchor 1 (gene PRIMA1). The transcript is spliced from 5 exons. Bases 147 to 605 code for a protein of 152 amino acids. NCBI's taxonomy places the organism in Eukaryota, Metazoa, Chordata, Mammalia, Perissodactyla, Equidae. The record is from RefSeq and is a predicted model, not a curated record.
CCCGGGCCCCCGGCUCAGCCGCCCCGGAGGCCCAAGCCGCGCGCAAACUUUUGCUCCAGUGCCCGGCGCUCCUCCUCGGCAUGUGAAGCCCCCAGGCGCCCGCGCAGUCGCCAGGUUCGCCCCGAGAGCGGGCGCCGCGGGCCGAGAUGCUCCUCCGGGACCUGGUGCUGCGCCGUGGCUGCUGCUGGUCCUCGCUGCUGCUGCACUGCGCGCUCCACCCGCUCUGGGGCUUCGUGCAGGUGACCCACGGGGAGCCCCAGAAGUCCUGCUCCAAGGUGACUGACAGCUGUCAACACAUCUGCCAGUGCCGACCCCCUCCCCCGCUGCCCCCGCCACCCCCGCCCCCGCCGCCUCCCAGACUCCUCUCUGCUCCAGCUCCCAACUCUACCUCGUGCCCCGCCGAGGAAAGCUGGUGGUCAGGGCUGCUGAUCAUCAUUGCGGUAUGCUGCGCCUCCCUGGUGUUUCUCACUGUGCUUGCCAUCAUUUGCUACAAAGCCAUCAAAAGGAAACCACUAAGAAAAGAGGAGAACGGCACCAGUGUUGCUGAGUAUCCCAUGACCUCCUCGCAGAGCAAAGGAGUGGACGUGAACAGCGCUGUGGUGUGAGUCGGCAGGCCCCAGACCCGCUGGCCAGAGGGGCACCUUGGCGGCACUAGUGGACACGGGAAAGCAGGUGGACAUGAGCUGAAACUGGGCUUGUCCAGGACUUCAUUGCCUUGCAGGCCUUGAACCUCCCAAGGGAGAAACCAUCCUCUUCCCAGCGUUGCCCCAGUCAGCCCGCGGGCAGGGGCAGUGCAGACACCAGGCUGAGCCACCUGCAUGCAGCCCCCGGCGCAGCGCCCCUGCCCGAGGCGCUCCACGUCUCUUCCUUGUCUCGUGUUUGAUCUGCUGUCUCCCAGCUGCUGUCUACAGCCCGCACUCUGACAAAGGCGGGGAGUCUGUCUGUCUGCUUGGGUGGGGAGGCACCCCCUCUAGCCAAAGGAAAGGCGAUCCAGGGGCCACUCCGCCAGAAAACCCCUCCUCCUCCCCAGAAAGCCCACCUGCCUCUCUGUUGACCAUGCCGUUCCCAACAGAAGCCAUCGGCACAGCCAUGAGAUGUCCCCUUUCAAAGGUGCUUCCACACAUCCGUACAUUGUCCCAUCUGCGAUUGUCUUCAGUCUUCAGGGCCCGCCUUCUCCCUCCUGUCUCCACCAACACCCUGGGCCCCUGGCUCCUUACUCCUGACUUCCUGCCACGGAGGGCUAUGGGCCCAGCCUGCAAAGUACCCCCUGAAUGAACAGACAAAGGGGCUCGUUUACACUCUGGAGUAGUGUCUGGCUUUCCAGGGGCAAAAUGACUCACUGAACCCCAGGCCAGGGGCCCAGGAAGGACAGAGGCCACCACGCCUCUUCUCAGACUCAUUCCCACACCUGACCCUUGUAGGAACUAAUGCAGCCAUGUGAGCCAGGCCCUGCCUCCUCUGACAGAGGCCACCACUUGUGCCAAACCCACUGUGGGCGCUCUGGGUUGGGCCGACCCGGCCUGGCGCAGGGCCUCCCUGACACUCCCCUGAGACCCUGACCAGGUACUCGGCCCUUCUGCUGAGAGCCAGGCCUCCCCUCACCAGAAAGAGGUGGUAUUCUUCCAGUGGCUCCCUUUGAAUGUCCCUUUCUGAGGUCUUAUGUUCUAAAAUGGUAAAGGGAAGGGAAAAGGGUAGGAGGAGGGGACCCUCCAGGCCUGGUGACCCAGGUCUGCCAGCCAGUAUCCCAGGUGGCCGCCUGCCCUGUGGGCACAUCACUCGGCCCGUGGAGACAGCGGCCGUGUGCUUUUGUAUCCCCUGGUGGACGGGAAGAACACUCCUGACCCCAUGGUUCCCUCCCCACCCACGCACUUGCUCAGAAGGAACCGGGCGCACGUACUGGUUCCACCCUGGCUGCGUAGGAACUUAGCUAGGAGGCCCCCGUCUGCCUCCCAAACCACCGGGGUAGUUCUCUGGAGGGUGAGACUGACAGACUGAAAACCAGUCCCCAUUCGGGCUGAACUGAGACAUCCGUUGUCGCAGAGCCCUUGUGCCCAUGGAGCUCUGUACGUCCCGCUGUCUUUCGGAGAGCAGAGGGGAGACGGUGAGUUUGCUGUGACUGUAACCCGGCUCCUGCCCCCAGGUCAGCGGGUACAGGCUGAGGACAGGCCCAGGGCACACCCUCCCAGAAAGGAUCUUUUCUUUUCAGUUUUCCUUCCUUGGGAGCACUUGGUUUUGGUUUGGAUUUGGGUUUUGCUUUCGCUGUGCACCUUAGCAGGGCACGGUGCCGCCAGUGGCCUUCAGCAUUGCCCCAACCUGGUAAGCAGUUUACGGGACUCUUGGUUGGUGCCCUCCACUUCCCGACAGGUGGGUGGGUGACAAACAGGCUGGAGGGUGUGGGUCCGCAGCAGGCCAGACCCCACCCCCGUGUACUUUGCCCCUCCGCCUGCAGUCUGCUGAGUCCCCUGCCUGUUCCCUGAGUAGACACCCGGGCAGGUCCCUGGCCCUAAGCACAUGCCACCUGGGGCUCAGAAGUGAGGGGAGGCCACCUUCGGCCAGAGGGGCAUCCUGGCUAAGUGUCAUGGAGUGCUGAGCAGCCAGCCUGGAGGGACAUCGAGGAAGACAGGGCGUAGCCCAGCUUUGCACAAACGCACCAGUCCUACCUUCCCCCACCUUGGCUUAAACCUAGAGGGCUCAGAUUUUGCAAUUAGCCUAGUCCUCCAGCCCCAGGCGAGGCCCCCUUCCCUGGGGACACGGCCAGGACUCAGUGAAAAGUUAAUCUUUGUGCAUAAAUUCCUCUAAGUUGGGUUAAAAUCUUCUUCCCCCAGUUAGUGAAAACUGAGAGAAGAGCCCAGUUUUUAAACAAAGAAUUCACUUGAGAACAACUACCCUAACCCAGAACCGGGCAUUCGGAAGACAGCUCUCAUGGGUCCAGCAGGAGAGCCCCAGCGGAUUUGUAGCGUAAGCGACAGAAGCGUCCCUGAAACCACACUGGCCCGAUAUUUGAGCUUAGAACUUCUGUUGAAGGAAUGUACUCGCAGCCUCUGAACACAGACCAAUCCUCAGAGGAGUCCGGACUCGAGGUGGAGAACAAAAUGCACAUCCCCUCUCUGCGUUUCCUCAAAUAGAUCAUUUUCACCCAUCUCCUAAUUGAUCCCAACUUUAGGAUGGCAUCUAGGAUCUCCCAGAGUUUUCAGAUGUUCCUUAGAAGCUUCUAAAGCAAGUUUUGGAAGAAAGACUAAUAGCUGUAAAAAUAUAGACAUAUAUUAUAUAUAGUUAUAUAUAUUUAAAGAGAUAUCUAUAUAUAUAUAUAUAUAAUUACUGUACUCUCUGAAUCUGUACAAAGUAUGAUUUAACCAGCCCAGGCAGUAUGAGAUGCCCAGUGCAUGAGUGUGAAUAUCCCGAGAUCUGCCUUCCUGACGCUGUGCCGAGCGUACAUGGGAAGAUGGCUCCUGUUCCUAGGAGUUCUGUCUCAACAGACAAAUAUACAAGUCGGGCCAUCUUGUCCACGACGAGCCAUUGAUGUCAGUUUUGUGCGGAGACUUUGCACCGGAAGCAGGACCAGCGGCGUUGGGGGUGGUCCGUCUGCUACUCACGAGGAAGAAAGCACCACACCUUUUUUAUUUUCAAUAAAAAUGUA